Lolium perenne is the source of this 1403-nucleotide messenger RNA. Its product is annotated as RHOMBOID-like protein 12, mitochondrial. Gene Ontology annotation, molecular function: serine-type endopeptidase activity. Lineage: Eukaryota; Viridiplantae; Streptophyta; Magnoliopsida; Poales; Poaceae. The record is from RefSeq and is a predicted model, not a curated record. Gene Ontology annotation, cellular component: membrane.
GCGAAUCGAUCCUCAUCACUCCCAAAAAGAAAAAUCGGAACUUGAUCAACCAAAAGCGGCAAAACCCCACCGGACGAUACCACAAACACCACCCACGGCCGGCCCCGAAGUGGUAGAAUCGUCGGCGGAGCCGGAGGCAGCCUUCUUGGUGAGCGGAAAUGGCGAUGGGGAGGACGCUGCCGCAGCUCCGGUCUCUCCUCGCGCAGCAAGCCCUCCGCACCGCCACUCCUAAACCCAGAACCCUGCCCAUCCCCCACAGCCGCUUCCUCCACAGCUCCUCCCCGCCGGCAGCCGCAUCCCGCUCCCCGCUGUCCCACUUCCCGUGGCGCAGCGCCGGCACGCUCCUGCCGGUGAGCGCAGCGGCCGUUGCAGCGGCCGCCCGCGCCGCUGCCAAGCGGUGGCUGGCCGCGCGCGCCGCCGGGUCGCUCGAGCUCUUCUCGAUGCAGCGAAAGGGAUCCUCCCGAUGCCCCCCUUCAUCGUCCACACCCCCCCGCCGCGGUCUCUGGGCGCGCUUCGUUCCAUCGGCGGACGGGGCGGUGCUGAUGCUCAUGGUGGCGAAUGUGGCCGUGUACAUGCUCUGGCAGAAGGCCGAUCCGGGUUUCAUGAGGGAUCAUUUUACGAUUUCGCUGGAGAAUCUCCGCAGCGGGAGGUUGCACACGCUGCUCACCAGCGCCUUCAGCCACGCGGAGCCACGGCACCUCUUCAGCAAUAUGAUGUUUCUCUUCUUCUUCGGUUCAACCAUUUCUAGCAGUUUUGGUCCUGCUUUUCUAUCGAAGUUGUACAUAGCAGGCGCGCUUGUUGGAUCCACAUUCUACUUGGUAGAAAAAGCUUUUGCAGGUCCAGGCAAACAGGGUCAUGUAGAGGGGGACAGUUCAAGAACUUCUGGCCUUGGUGCAAGUGCCGCAGUUAAUGCCAUUUUCUUUCUUUACACAUUUCUCAAUCCAAAGGGACGAGUCUAUCUGUACUUCCUCGUUCCUGUUCCAGCUGCCGCAUUGGGGGUUUGUUGGAUUGCUCUUGAUUUGUUGAGGGUCCGAGAGGGUGAAAGGCGUGCAUCAGGUUUCUUUCAUUUCGGGGGUACUGUAGUCGCUGCCCUUGCGUGGGCUCGACUCAGGAAGGGCUGGAUCUGAUCAUACAGCUUGUCCAUGGAGCAAAUCCGGCCGCCUUCUCCCAGCUGCUGGCCUCUCCAAUUAUUAUGUGACGAAGUUCGUGUGGGUAGAGGAAUGACCCAUCUACCUAUCAUCCAAGUAUCUGAUCUAGAAGUCCUCGAACAAAUUCUAGGUAGCAUCAGGCAGAUAUUGCCUACUGCUUGUCAGAAAUGUUGAAACCUAUUCUGGCAGGAGCCAUCCUUGAACUUAUCACAACUAGAAUUGCAAUAUCAGUUGCUAUUACUUUGCUAGGCCAAA